GCACCUGGUUUCGUCCCCAAAUCUCACUCAAUCCCCAGUCCCGACACCCAUCCUCUCCACCGAAGUCACCACCGCAUGGACGACGCCGCGAAUCCCACCCCUCCACCAUCCACCUCCGCCGCAUCCGCGGCGGCCGCGGCGGCGCAACACCAGCAGCUCCAGCGCCAACUCUUCCUAAUGCAGCAGGCGCAGUCCCAUCCGCAGCAGCUGUCGCAGCAGGCCAUGUCCCGCUUCCCCUCCAACAUCGACGCUCACCUCCGCCCUCUAGGGCCGCUUCGCUUCCAACAGCCCCAGCCCCAGCCCCAGCCGUCCCACUCCCAGGGUCCAUCUCAGUCGCCGUCGCAGGCCACGCAGCAGGCGUCACCCCAGCAGCAGCAGCAGCAGGCGGCGGCGGCGGCGGCAGCGGCGCAGGCACAAGCACAGGCCCAGGCCCAGGCGGCACGGGUACGAAGCCCCGAGAUGGAGAUGGCGCUGCAGGACGCCAUGCGGGUCUGCAAUCCGGACGUCAAGACGCCCUUCCAGUCCAUCGAGGACGCUGUCAACAGGUUAUUACCUUACCAUGUUGUUGCCGACUAUGAGGCUGAAGAAGAUGACAGGAUCCUUGAUAGCGACACAACAGGCCAGAUCCCUUCUCGCCUGCAGCAAUGGGACCAUAAUAUUCUGGUGAAGAUUGCUGAGUUCACGACAACUUUUGACAAGCAAGUAUUGGCAUAUAACAUAAUGACCAAGAAAAGGGCCAUCGGUGAGUUCAGGUCGGAGGAGCGGCUCAUGCUGGAGCAAGCCUUAUUGCAGGAGGAAAAGCAAGCUAUGCUGGGACUGAGGGCAGAGAUGGAGUCGAGAGAGAAAGCUGGUCGCGAGGCUGCCGAAGUGAAGAUGCGUUUGGCAAUGGAGCAUGCUCGUGCUGAGGCACAAGCUCACUCUGAGAUGAUGAAUCAUGGUCCUAUAAGGGCCAGUGCUGUUGCUUCGCAAGGGGAGGAUGGUCCGAGUCAUGACAUGGUGCAAGAACAUGGCGAAGAUGGGUGGGGAAAUUCUCAGAGGGAUGAUGAAGAUCCAUCGGAGGAUUUCCUCAACGAUGAGAACGAACCUGAGAAUGGGAACUCAGAUGGGCAGGAGGACUGGCGCAGAUCUGGGGAGUUUGAUCUCAACUCUAGGUAAGGCAGUUGGAUUUCCACAUGAAGGUUUCUAGGUAGGCUACGACAUGCUGGUAUUGUAUCUACUAUUCUAUUGUUGUGUUCGGUGAAGAUGUCUUUGUGGCUGUAAACAUGGCAUUCGAACAAUUCAGUUUCUUUGUAAUUUGACUAGUAAUAUUUACUUGAGCACUCAAUAUGUGCCAUUUCCAACUUGGAGAAAAAAAAUUACA
Molecule: messenger RNA, 1360 nt
Organism: Zea mays
Lineage: Eukaryota; Viridiplantae; Streptophyta; Magnoliopsida; Poales; Poaceae
Biological process (GO): positive regulation of DNA-templated transcription
Cellular component (GO): SWI/SNF complex
Source: RefSeq, marked validated